Messenger RNA from Dothidotthia symphoricarpi CBS 119687, 1380 nucleotides. RefSeq lists its product as uncharacterized. The record is from RefSeq and is a predicted model, not a curated record. NCBI's taxonomy places the organism in Eukaryota, Fungi, Ascomycota, Dothideomycetes, Pleosporales, Dothidotthiaceae. The coding region runs from base 183 to 1364 and encodes 393 amino acids. The transcript has 4 exons.
GCUCAGCCCUGGUCGUGCUGGCUGCAUGCACGCAUUACAUCUGCAGCCGUGUCUGGCGGCCCUUUUUAUAUUCAACACUCUAUCUCUCUUCGCCUUUCAUCGUCCUGUUUCGCUUCCCAAGUCCAAUAAUCUCUAUGUUUUGCUUGUCUGGUACGUGAGCCUGCGCUUCGAAAGUCGAGUGAAUGCCGACGGCGAAUAUGGCGCAUUCGUCGUUCAAACGCCAGAACUUUUCGCCUUCGUGUCCGUCUGGAGGUACGUGGUGGGCCUGUGGAUAUGGGACAUACUUCGUCGGGUGCUGCGCCAGAGAUCCAUGCGACAUCACCUGUGCACAGGGGAACUUGUACCCGGGUGCGUUUGACCCAGCCGCGUAUGGAACGUUCGCCGAUGCUACGUGUGGGACGGGGAGUAAGUUCUAUACGUGUUCAGCUGGACUCACGUUUUGGGGCUGCUGCAAGACAAAUGCAUGUAGUCAGGGGAGUUGUCCGGAUGGAGACCUUGAACCCGCGGUACUGAAUAGAGAGGACUUGAGGAGUGCGUAUCAUGCUACUGGGGGAUCGACCGUGACGACUUCGACGACCUCUCGGACUGCUUUGGCUACUGGAACUACGACCAGCACACAUGCGGAUGUGACAUCGACUUCGAGCCCGAGCCCGAGCGCGUCCACUGCCGGGAUAGGAGGAAGUCUGGAAAAUAAACCGCCUGUUGCUGCCAUCGCCGGCGGAGCUGCAGGCGGUGCAUUUGUCCUAGCCGUCAUCGUCGGCCUGUUAAUAUACUACGUCUGCCUAGCGAAGAAAUCACGAAAGAAUCACCAGGAGACAGUCGAGCGUCGUCUCUCGGGUCCCGGUCCUAUAACAAUUCCCAACAUGAACCACGGGAACGCGAGUUUUGGAGUCCACUCACCCCACGAUGCACCACCCGACUACACAUCCCGAACCGCAACCUACACUUCACCAUCCACACCGCAGUUCCAAACCUACAACCACAUCCACCAACCCCACCUCCCCGAACCGCAGGAGCUCCCCGACGAGCCAUUUUCAUCCGGCUCCAUCGCGCGGAAACCAGUCGUUGUGAGCCAGUUCUCCGAGCUCGAGGGCGAAAUGGCAAUUAGGUCGGAGCUCGACAGUCCCAUGUCCUCGCCAUCGGCUGCACAGAUGAGCUACGCACAGCAGAGCCCACGACAUGCGGUGUCUGAUGGGAAGACGUGGUUGCCGCCUAAGGAGUGGCAUGCGCGGACCGCGUCGCGCGAAAAAUACGCUCGCGGCGUUGAGAGACAGGGGUGGAGUGAUGGAGAUGUGGGGGAAUAUAGCGCGGGUGGGGAGGCUCAACGGCGGCAGGAACAGUAUAGGGGGUAUCAUGGGUUGUAGGAGGGCUAAGCUCGUU